GGAACCUCCUUUUUAACCACAAACCGAAUUUGCUUUCAUUUAGGCCAUAUAUAUUUUUUAAAUAGUUUAAAGUCAUAGAGAUUUUUUUGGAAAAGCAUUUUGCCCUGGAGCGGUGCGCGAUGCUUUCGCACGCCGACCUGCUGGAUGCUCGCCUCGGUGAGUUAUCAACGCCAAACUCCGGUCUGCAACUCUACUGGAUGAAGGAUGCGGCGGCGGAGCUUUUAGGUCACAGGGAAGCUUUGAAAUGCAGGCUAGGCGGCGGUGGCGGUGACCCGGGCCACCCGGGAGAACUCGCCCAAGGCAACGAUGCCGUGGAAGGGGCCACCCUUCUCCCCGGAGACGAUAUCAACAAUGCUGGAUCCAAUCCGUCGGGUGUAGCGGUGAACAGUAAGGAACAAGAGAAGCAACAGCAGCAACAACAAAAUCCCACCCAGUCUGGUGGGCAGCAGUCUCAGAAACAAAAACGCCACCGGACUCGCUUUACUCCGGCCCAGCUUAACGAGCUGGAACGCAGCUUCGCCAAAACCCACUAUCCGGACAUCUUCAUGCGCGAAGAGCUCGCACUACGGAUCGGUCUGACGGAAUCACGCGUGCAGGUCUGGUUUCAGAACAGACGCGCCAAGUGGAAGAAGCGCAAGAAGACCACCAACGUGUUUCGCGCACCGGGCACAUUGCUGCCCACUCACCAUGGCCUAUCGCAGUUUCCCUCCGCCGCGGCGGCCGCAGCAGCCAUGGGCGACAGUUUGUGUUCUUUCCACGCUAAUGACACCCGCUGGGCGGCGGCUGGAAUGCCAGGAGUGUCCCAGCUGCAGUUACCGCCAUCCCUUGGCCGACAACAAGCCAUGGCACAGUCUCUCUCCCAAUGCAGCCUGGGCGCCGGACCGCCACCCAACUCCAUGAGCCUGUCCAAUAUGUCCUCUAUGUCCUCCAUGUCCUCUAAUGGUUCUGGGCUUCAGUCCCACCUCUACCAACCCACCUUCCCCGGUAUGGUGCCCGCCUCGCUGUCCGGCCCAACCAAUGUGACCGGCUCGCCCCAGCUUUGUAGCUCCCCGGACACUGACGUCUGGAGAGGGACGAGCAUCGCGUCGCUGCGCCGCAAAGCGCUCGAGCAUACAGUAUCCAUGAGUUUCACCUAAUAUUUUGAUGUGCUAUUCUUCUACUGUUCCUCGUUCAAUCUUCACUUCUGAUCACCAAGUGACGCACUAGGAAAACUAAGGAUACGACUGUCAUCUAGUAAACGAGUUCAUGAACUGUGCGCACCUGAUGGAAAUAAAAUCUGGAGAAUUAUAUUCUGAAAAAAUUGUCAUACAUUGAAUUUAGCAAACGUGAAUGUAUUUAUUUAUUUAUUAUGUCCUAUUUAUUUAGUAUUUAUUUUUAUUUAUUAACAAUUUUUUGCCAAAUUUGACGCAAAUGUCAUCCGGGACAGAUGAAAAUGAACUGUCCAUUUGCGAUCUAUUCGUUUGCAUUUGGUCUCAGACAACCAGACGAGCGACGGUGCACUGAUGCCGGAUUCUGGGAGUUUUAUCUCUCGCUCUCUCUCUCUCAUUUUAGUAUUACUAUUUAUUAUUAUCAUUAUGGAAGAAAUCGAUAAAAUUUUCAGACUGUGAAAGAAGGUGGAGGAAAGGAAAAUAUCUCAAAAAGAAUUAAGAAACUUGACUGCAUGUUCCGACAAAGGUAAACAACAACGGGGAAAUAUCAUUUAAAAGAAAAAGUAUGACUUUGUUAUAUGCUGUUAAAUAGGAUGUUUUGUGUAGAUAAAGCAUUCUUAACUUGUUCUCAUUCGGUCAGUUUGUGAUAUGUUCUGAGUUACUGUAUGUGCUUAUACCAAUAUAAAUUUCUUAAAUGUUUGAUCUUCUUAACGGCUGUUUUGUUUGCUGAACAUGUUUAUAACGAUUGAAUGUAAAUUAACGAAUAAAAUCAUUUUCAA
This is a messenger RNA of Paramisgurnus dabryanus, 1927 nucleotides long. RefSeq names its product orthopedia homeobox a (gene otpa). The record is from RefSeq and is a predicted model, not a curated record. Lineage: Eukaryota; Metazoa; Chordata; Actinopteri; Cypriniformes; Cobitidae. Gene Ontology annotation, molecular function: DNA binding; DNA-binding transcription factor activity, RNA polymerase II-specific. Gene Ontology annotation, biological process: regulation of DNA-templated transcription; neuron differentiation.